AUGGAACCUUCUCACACAUCGUAUGAGAAUUCUAGUUAUAAGAAGGAGAGGUUACAGCGAGCCCCUUCCCGUUUCUACAUUUGGAGUAGUCGGUCUUCUUGUGCUCCUUAUCUUCGCAUUCGUGCCGAAAAUACGAUCGCGACGUGUUGGUGUCUAUAUCAUGCUUUCAAUUGUAAUUGCACUGUGGUCUGUGGCAUUCGCUGUUCUUUUUUCACCCAUCGGACUGAAAUCUGGACUCAUAUCUCUGGUCAUUACACUUUUGGUGGAAAUCCCAACAGUUGUAAUGGCUAUGCUCAUGCGACGAAUGAUUUUAGCGAUUGUGGGAAUCGCCUUGAACGUUCUUCAUGUCUACUCCAAGCAAGAUAUAUUUAUCAAUCUGGCAGCAGCUUUCUGUAUAUUAUUCAUAGUCUUUUUAUUGUUCACUUGUGUCGAUAA
This is a messenger RNA of Trichobilharzia regenti, 435 nucleotides long. The record is from the annotation of a GenBank genome assembly. Lineage: Eukaryota; Metazoa; Platyhelminthes; Trematoda; Strigeidida; Schistosomatidae.